Messenger RNA from Fusarium sp. VM40, 2286 nucleotides. The record is from the annotation of a GenBank genome assembly. Lineage: Eukaryota; Fungi; Ascomycota; Sordariomycetes; Hypocreales; Nectriaceae.
AUGGCCGAGGAGAGCAAGUGUCCCGUCGCGCACAGAGUGCCCAACGUUGCCGGCCACGGCGUCACCCACAAGCAGUGGUGGCCCGAGUCGCUCAAGACCAACAUCCUCCGCCAGCACACCGCCGUCACCAAUCCCUACGGCGAGAACUUUAGCUAUGCCGAGGCUUUCAAGACCCUCGACUUUGAGGCCCUCAAGGCCGAUAUGCGCAAGGUCAUGACCGAUUCGCAGGAUUGGUGGCCUGCUGACUUUGGCCACUACGGUGGUCUCUUCGUUCGUCUGUCGUGGCACGCCGCUGGAACAUACCGUGUCUUUGACGGCAGAGGCGGUGGUCGCCAGGGCCAGCAAAGAUUCGCUCCCCUCAACUCGUGGCCCGACAACGUCUCCCUAGACAAGGCCCGCCGCCUGCUGUGGCCCAUCAAGCAAAAGUACGGAAACAAGAUCUCAUGGGCCGAUCUCAUCAUCCUCGCCGGCAAUGUCGCCCUCGAGGACAUGGGCUUCAAGACCGCUGGCUUCGCCGCUGGCCGAGAGGAUACCUGGGAGGCUGAUGAGGCUACCUACUACGGUGGCGAGGAUACCUGGCUUGGAAACGACGUUCGUUACUCCAACGGAAACAAGGGAACCAACAAGCCUGGUGCUACCGACUCGGAGCAAGGUCCUCACAAGGACAUUCACUCCAGAGACCUUGAGAAGCCUCUCGCUGCUGCUCACCACGGUCUUAUUUAUGUUAACCCUGAGGGCCCUGACGGAAACCCUGACCCCGUCGCCGCCGCCCGCGACAUCCGCGACACCUUUGGCCGCAUGGCCAUGAACGACGAGGAGACCGUCGCCCUCAUCGCCGGAGGUCACACAGUCGGCAAGACCCACGGUGCCGGAUCAACCGACCACGUCGGCCCCGAGCCCGAAGCCGCCGACCUCGCCCAGCAGGGCCUCGGCUGGUCCAACAGCUACAAGACUGGCAAGGGCCCUCACACCACCACCAGUGGCCUUGAGGUCACCUGGACUAGCACCCCCGUCAAGUGGAGCCACGACUACCUCAAGUAUCUCUUCCAGUUCGAGUGGGAGCUCACAAAGAGCCCUGCCGGCGCCCACCAGUGGGUUGCCAAGGACGCAGAGGCCACUGUGCCCGACGCCUACGAUUCCUCCAAGAAGCAGAAGCCUACCAUGUUGACGACUGACUUGUCGCUGCGCUUCGACCCCGAGUAUGAGAAGAUCUCGCGACGAUUCCUCGAGAACCCUGAGGAGUUCAACGAUGCUUUCGCCAAGGCUUGGUUCAAGCUCACACAUCGUGAUAUGGGUCCUCGUGAGCGUUACCUCGGCCCUGAUGUUCCCAAGGAGGUCUUCAUCUGGCAGGACCCCGUCCCUGAGCGUGACUACAAGCUCGUCGACGAUGGCGACAUCUCUGCCAUCAAGACCGAGAUCCUCAAGUCCGGCGUUGACGUCUCCAAGCUCGUCUCCACUGCCUGGGCUUCGGCAUCUACCUUCCGAGGCAGCGACUUCCGCGGUGGAGCCAACGGUGCUCGCAUCCGUCUCGAGCCCCAGAAGGACUGGGAGGUCAACAACCCUGCUCAGCUAAGCAAGGUCCUCUCCAGCCUUGAAGGCAUUCAGAAGAAGUUCAACGACUCCCAGUCCAGCGGCAAGGCCAUCUCCCUUGCCGACGUCAUCGUCCUGGCUGGUUCUGCCGCCGUCGAGAAGGCCGCCAAGGACGCCGGUGUUAACGUCACCGUCCCCUUCGUCCCCGGCCGCACCGACGCUACACAGGAGCAGACCGAUGUCAAGUCCGCCGUCCACCUGGAGCCCGCCGCCGACGGAUUCCGUAACUACGGCGCCUCCACUGACCGCGUCAAGCUCGAGCACAUGCUCAUCGACCGCGCCCAGCUCCUUGGCCUCAGCGUGCCCGAGAUCACCGCCCUUAUCGGCGGUUUGCGCGCGCUCAACACCAACUGGGACGGCUCAUCCCACGGUAUUCUCACCAAGCGCCCUGGUGUGCUGACCAACGACUUCUUCGUCAACCUUUUCGACAUGAGCACCGAGUGGAAGCAGGUCGGCGACGGCGAUCUCUUCGAAGGUGUCGACCGCAAGACGGGUAACAAGAAGUGGACCGGUACCCGCGUGGAUCUUGUCUUUGGCUCGCACGCUGAGCUGCGCGCCACGGCCGAGACAUACGCCGAGGCUGGCGGCCAGGAGAAGCUGGUUCGUGACUUUGUGGCUGCUUGGACCAAGGUUAUGAACGCGGAUCGGUAUGAUGUUGCCAAGGGAUCUGCGCAAAACGUCUCCCCUCGACUGUGA